AAAACCGAUUCCGCGAAUGUCAUCGCGUAGCAGCUUGUUCUGGUUUGCCGCGCUUGAUCCUUUUUCGAUUUUUAUCGGGAUUUAACAGGAUUUUUAGUGAUUUAUCGCAAGUACAAUGUCUGAUGAGGAAGUAAUCAAACGGCGCCUGCAAAUCGACGGAGAUGGAACCGGCGACGAUAGGCGGUUAAACGAUUUACUGAAAACGUUCAUCAAGUGGUGCAACUCAAAUGAUGGACCCGAAACCAGCCAAGCGAUGCACGAUCGGUUGCUCGCACAGCUGGCACAGUGUGAGUUCGACAGGAAAAAGUCCGAUUUCUACGCAAAGGUCAUGGAGCAGGAGCUGAAGAAUUAUGCGGCCAUCUCCGAUGCUAUCGAGGCGGGUAUAGAAAUGGCCAAAACGCAGAUCGACCAGAGCAAACACAAUCUCGUGCUGGCCAAGAAGAUACGCAAAAACCGCAUGCAGUACGAUGUGCUGGCCAAGAUCAUUAACCAGCAGCCGGAUCGCAAACAAACCGUCCAGCAGUUGGAAUUGUUGAAGGAGGAAUUGGAUAUGCUAAAAGAGAACAAGGCCGAUCUGGAGAGACAGCUGGAACAGAAAAAGAAGGACUUUUCCGUGCUGAUGCACUCGAUAGUGGAGCUGCAGAACAAGCUGGAUCCGACGGAUUCGGCGAUGGCACCGGGAACUUCCAGCAGUGCCACCCAGGAGGAGGCAACGGAAGCGGCCGAGGUUCCAGCAAAUGUAGACGAAAAGAUGGCAUGCGAUGAGCCCGUCGUGAUCGAGGAGGAAGACGAUGCGCCAAGCUCCGACAAUGAUGAGGUGAUACUGUCCUCACCUGAGAAGCUUAAUUAGGGGAUUGGUGGGAGGUUCGCUGUAAGAGGUUCGCGCAGAAAAUAUAUAAAAGAAAUGAUUGAUUAUUUAA
Molecule: messenger RNA, 920 nt
Organism: Anopheles aquasalis
Lineage: Eukaryota; Metazoa; Arthropoda; Insecta; Diptera; Culicidae
Gene: thoc7
Product: THO complex subunit 7
Biological process (GO): mRNA export from nucleus; mRNA processing
Cellular component (GO): THO complex part of transcription export complex
Source: RefSeq, a predicted model, not a curated record